Messenger RNA from Quercus lobata, 1149 nucleotides. RefSeq names its product receptor-like protein kinase FERONIA. Gene Ontology annotation, molecular function: ATP binding; transmembrane receptor protein tyrosine kinase activity. Lineage: Eukaryota; Viridiplantae; Streptophyta; Magnoliopsida; Fagales; Fagaceae. The coding region runs from base 8 to 808 and encodes 266 amino acids. The transcript has a single exon. Gene Ontology annotation, biological process: protein autophosphorylation. Gene Ontology annotation, cellular component: plasmodesma; plasma membrane. The record is from RefSeq and is a predicted model, not a curated record.
UAAUUGGAUGUUAGGACAGGGUUUCAAAGAGUUUGGGACGGUGUUAGUGUUACAUGGCCAGCUACGCCACCCUAACCUCGUCAAUCUCAUCGGAUAUUGUACUGACGAACACGAGAUGAUCCUAGUUUAUGAGUUCAUAUUAGGUGGAUCCCUCGACAGACGCCUCCUCCACCAGUACCAACAUGAUCCCCUCCCGUGGAAACGAAGACUACAGAUUUGCAUUGGAGUGGCGCGUGGACUGCACUACCUUCACACUGGAGUUAAGCAUACUAUAAUCUAUCGCGACGUGAAGUUGACAAACAUUUUGUUGGGUGAGAACUGGGAGGCCAAGCUGGCAGAUUUCGGCUUGUGCAAGAAGGGUCCCCCGAGUUUGUCAAAGGCUUUAAUUAGGAUUGAUUCUGUAGUGAAGGGUACUGUUGGAUACCUGGAUCCCGCUUAUCUUCGAACGAGUCAGCUGACCGAUAAAACUGACGUCUACUGUUUCGGUGUGGUACUGUUUGAAGUGCUCUGUGCGAGAAGAUCAGUGGACAUGGAAUCAGAGAGGGAACAGAGUAUGGCCGUCUGGGCUCCAGCAUGCGUAGAAGAUGGGACCAUAAAUCAGAUUAUUGAUCCCUAUCUGAUAGGGAAGAUAGCUCCGGAGUGUUUCAAGAUAUACGUGGACAUUGCCACUUCUUGCCUGCGAGAAGACAAUUUGGAACGUCCUGCGAUUGGUGAAGUGGAGAUAGGCCUUGAGCACGCAUUGGAGCUGCAAGAGUAUGCAGAUGCUGCGAUGAGGAAAGAUGAUGUGGGUUCUGGUAGUGACCAAUGAUUCAAUAUACCUAUCCCAUUGUUAAAUUAAAUAUACCUGUAAGUGCUUCUAUGAGGAAUCAGCCAACUUGUUCUUGGGCACCGCCAUGCCAAACGGCUUAAUGAACAUACAAUUAUCAAAUUCACAUUUGGAUUGGGGUCUUCUCCACUUCAAAGUCUAUUUCAAGGUUUGGUGUAACCAAGUGGGUGAGAAUGGAGUGUUUGUUAGUGAUAUUGCUGCCACAGCUGGUGUGGAGGUCUUCUUUUGGGUUUGGGAAAUUGGUCUGAUUUUAGUUUUGUUAGAAAUUUAUGUUCAAUGGUAGUUGAAUAAAGUUUUCACGGUAAUGGAUGCUACACAGUAUU